Molecule: messenger RNA, 914 nt
Organism: Tarenaya hassleriana
Lineage: Eukaryota; Viridiplantae; Streptophyta; Magnoliopsida; Brassicales; Cleomaceae
Product: 26S proteasome non-ATPase regulatory subunit 12 homolog A-like
Exons: 7
Coding region: 109-888 (259 amino acids)
Cellular component (GO): nuclear proteasome complex; cytoplasm; proteasome regulatory particle, lid subcomplex
Source: RefSeq, a predicted model, not a curated record
CAAGUCUCUUGUUUCUCUCGCUCUGGACUCUGAAUUUCGAAGACUGAGGUUCCUCUCCUCUCGCUCUCUUGGAUUAUCCUUCUCUGAGGUGAAUUCCGGUGGUUUGCGAUGGAGGACAGAGUGAAACUGGAGGCUGCCAUAGAUCAGCUCCUGAACGAGGAGAAGCAGAUGAGGCUCGCCGGAGAUGUCUCUGGGACGAGGAAGGCCGUUACUGACAUUCUUCAGCUUUGUUUCGAAGCUAAGGACUGGAAACUCCUGAAUGAACAGAUUGUCAAUCUGUCCAAGAAGCGUGGCCAGCUUAAGCAGGCUGCGCAAUCUAUGGUCCAGCAAGCAAUGCAGUACAUUGAUCAGACACCAGAUAUUGACACACGGAUAGAGCUUAUUAAGACACUAAACAAUGUGUCUGCUGGAAAGAUAUAUGUCGAAAUUGAGAGGGCUCGUUUGAUCAAGAAGCUUGCUAAGAUUAAAGAAGAGCAGGGGCUUGUAGCUGAAGCUGCAGAUCUUAUGCAAGAAGUCGCUGUGGAGACAUUUGGUGCUAUGGCAAAAACUGAGAAGAUCGCAUUUAUUCUUGAACAAGUUCGUUUGUGCUUAGAUCGACAAGAUUAUGUCCGUGCUCAAAUCUUGUCUAGGAAGAUCAAUCCAAGAGUUUUUGAUGCCAAUACAUUGAAAGAGAAGAAGCAACCUAAGGAAGGUGAAAGCAUAGUAGAAGAGGCUCCAGCUGAUAUACCAUCCUUGUUGGAGCUGAAACGAAUUUAUUAUGAGCUAAUGAUUCGGUACUACUCUCACAACAACGACUACCUUGAAAUAUGUCGUUGCUACAAGUCAAUAUAUGAUAUCCCUUCUGUCAAGGAAAACCCGGCACAAUGGAUUCCAGUAAGACAGCAUUGAUCGGGUCAUCCACUGUCUACAUGUAC